Colias croceus (clouded yellow) is the source of this 1038-nucleotide messenger RNA. RefSeq lists its product as uncharacterized. NCBI's taxonomy places the organism in Eukaryota, Metazoa, Arthropoda, Insecta, Lepidoptera, Pieridae. The transcript has 6 exons. The coding region runs from base 307 to 1038 and encodes 243 amino acids. The record is from RefSeq and is a predicted model, not a curated record.
UCUCAACUCCAUAAACAAUGAUUAAAAUAUUCAUACUUAUAAACCUGUCUCAGCAGUCUCUCAACUAAGUAACGUCAAUAUAUUUUUUUCUAGUAACAUUAUCGUAAUAAAACCCGCUAUUCACGUAAGACUUGACUAAAAAUGUACUUUUUGACAAAUAUGAAUGGUAGACUUCAUUUUGUAUGACGUUUAACUGACAGGAAAUUGAAAACUUUCAAAUUUCAAACAUUUGUCGUUAUCACAGAUUUGAGAUUAUUGUUAUAGGUAUUCAAAUUCAGUUUUAAUUAAAAUCACAGAGCAAUUAAAAUGAGUUCAAUGAUUAAUAAACGUUCUCGUUCGACGAAUUGGAGUGAGGAGGAUAAGAAAGUGCUUCGAAAAUUAGUGCUCGAGCGAGCACAUAUAUUAGAGAAUAAGGAUACGUCGACUAACACAAAUACAGCAAAAAAACUUGCAUGGGAAGAUGUUUUGUCUUGUUAUAAUAUCAUUUCACUCCAUAAAAGGGACUUAAGCCAAAUACAAAAUCAGUGGAGAAAUAUGAAGAAUCGGGCUAAGGCUUCGGAACACAAUUUUAGAAAGGCAAGAAACAUGACAGGCGGGGGGCCUCCACCACCAAGUCCUCCGCCUGAAGAUCAAGAACUAAUAGCAGCUCUGCCUAAUGAGUUUGUGGUUGACAACAAUCCUUUCGAUAGUGAUACAACACAUGACCAACAGGAAGUUACUAAGGAGGCUGGUGAUGAUUCAUUAGAAAGCACUGCACAUGCAAAGCCUGAUUUGCCAAACUCCACUGAAUUGCCACGAAUAACAAAACCUACACAUCAUUUCAAAGCUAAACCAAAAAAAACUGGGAAAUCAAAUUCCAAUUACGAGCAUCAAUUAUUCCUCCUUGCAAAAAAAAGCAGGGAGGAAUUAAUGAAGCAGCAACAAGAGUUGCAUUUACUAAGAAUGGAACAAGAGAGGGAGCUUCACGAGAAGAGGCUCCAAAUACUUGUAUUAGAGGAGGAAUAUUUAAAAAAAAAAAUAAUAAAUUUAGAAAAAUAA